AUGAGUCGGGAUAUAUCCGAAUGCCGCGCACACUAUGUAAUGGAUAUGGCGGUUUUCGAAAAACGAUCAAUCAGCCUGUACAAGCGCAAUAUCCAGACGAAAGGAGAAGAAAUUUCCAAUGAUCCUAUCGACGAGAAGUUCCCCGAGGGGGGACUUCGGGCCUGGCUGGUAGUACUCGGAGCAUGGUGUGCGAUGAUCCCAGGGAUGGGUCUUUUGAAUACAAUAGGGGUGCUGCAUGCAUGGACAGCCGAGCACCAGCUCGCGGGAUACUCUGCCUCGAAUAUUGGGUGGAUCUUUGGCGCGUACAGUUUCUUUUUGAACUUUGGCAGUGCGCAGGUUGGCCCCAUCUUUGACAGCCGUGGCGUGCUUCCAGUUGUCCUGCCAGGGUCUAUUGGCAUUGUGUUGGCCAUUUUCUUCUUCAGUGAGAGUACAGAAUACUACCAAAUCUUCCUUUCCUUCAGCGUUCUUGGCGGCAUCUCCUCCUGCUGCCUCUUCACUCCAGCCAUCGCAGCAGUCGGCCACUGGUUCAACGUUCGUCGCGGUCUGGCCACGGGGAUAGCCUGCACAGCCGGCGGACUGGGCGGGGUCUUCUUCCCCUUGAUCAUUCUGUACGUCGGCCCUACGCUCGGAUUCACCUGGGCACUGCGGAUUAUCGGGAUCAUCUGCUUCGUGCUGUGCACGCUCGCCUGCCUUUUACUCCGCACCCGACUUCCGCCUAACCAUCAAGCCGGAAUGGCGAUCGACUUCAAAGCCCUCCGUGAUCCCAAGUAUGCAGCUACCACCCUCGCUAUCUGGCUGGUGGAGUUUGCCGUCUUCAUACCUUACACCUACAUCUCCUCGUACGGACUACAUGUCGGCAUGGACCCAUCUUUCUCGUACAAGCUGGGCGUUUUCCUGAAUGUCGGCGCCAUCCCCGGCCGCACGUUCCCGGGGUUCCUUGCUGAUCGCGUCGGACGAUUUAAUGUCAUGGCGUUGACGGCGCUAGUAUGUGCAAUAUCUACGCUGGCGCUGUGGUAUACUGCCGGUGAUAAUAGCGCAGCCAUCAUCGCCUAUGCGACGUUCUUCGGGUUCUGGAGUGGCGCGGCGAUUAGUUUAACCCCGGUGUGUAUCUCGCAGGUUUGUCGGACAGAAGACUAUGGGAAGCGCAACGGGACGACCUUUACGCUGGUGAGUCUGGGGACCUUGACGGGGAUCCCUAUAGCGGGUGCGAUCCAGGAGUAUAACCAGGGGGAGUACGGGGGGUUGAUUGUGUUUGGAGGGGUGUUGUAUCUGGCGGCAUUUGGGGCAUUUGUGAUUGCCAGGGGAGUUGCGGGGGGAUGGGGACUGAAAACUAAAUUUUGA
Aspergillus thermomutatus is the source of this 1341-nucleotide messenger RNA. RefSeq names its product putative oxalate/formate antiporter. NCBI's taxonomy places the organism in Eukaryota, Fungi, Ascomycota, Eurotiomycetes, Eurotiales, Aspergillaceae. Gene Ontology annotation, biological process: transmembrane transport. The coding region runs from base 1 to 1341 and encodes 446 amino acids. Gene Ontology annotation, molecular function: transmembrane transporter activity. The record is from RefSeq and is a predicted model, not a curated record. Gene Ontology annotation, cellular component: fungal-type vacuole membrane. The transcript is spliced from 3 exons.